Molecule: messenger RNA, 477 nt
Organism: Monoraphidium neglectum
Lineage: Eukaryota; Viridiplantae; Chlorophyta; Chlorophyceae; Sphaeropleales; Selenastraceae
Product: putative plant SNARE 13
Exons: 3
Source: RefSeq, a predicted model, not a curated record
AUGUCGCGCACGGAGCAGGAGGAGAAGCUAGAGGUAAUCUUCAGCGGCCUGGAGAGCGCGUUCAAGAAGAUAGACAAGAUAAAGGACGAUGUCAAGCGGCAGGCAGCGCUGAAAGACAUCACUUCAAAGCUGCGCGAUGCAAAGGCCCUUAUCAAGGAGUUCGAAAGGGAGGCCCGCACAGACGGCAUGCCUGCGCGCGAGCUGGCAGACCGCAAGCGCACCUUGGUGAAUGAGCUCAACUCAUACAUCGCCCUCAAGAAAAACUACAGCGGGACAGAGGACGCGCGCGGGGAGCUGCUGGCGGGCGUGGCGGCGCAGGGGGAGGGGGGCGGCGCAGGCGUGGAGAAGACGAACCCUUACGAUGGCCUGACCAUGCAAGAGCUGGUGAAGGAGGGGCGCAAGGGCAUGCAGGAGACUGAGGCCACGCUGAACCGCACAGAGAAGCUGGUGGAGGACACCCUGCAGAUUGGGGCGCAG